This is a messenger RNA of Laetiporus sulphureus 93-53, 471 nucleotides long. RefSeq lists its product as uncharacterized. Lineage: Eukaryota; Fungi; Basidiomycota; Agaricomycetes; Polyporales; Laetiporaceae. The transcript has 2 exons. The record is from RefSeq and is a predicted model, not a curated record. The annotation marks the transcript as partial.
UAUCCUAUUAUGAUCUCGCAGGUGAAUUCAGCUGAUGAGCAGCGGGUUGUUCGUUGGUCUACCAAAGGUUACACGAUGCAUAGCGGAUUCGUUGUGCCAGACGAUUGGCGCUUUUCCACAAUUGUGCAGUUCAGAGCCAUCGACUACGGCAUGGAGUUAUGCGAACUCAAGCUGAACGUUUCGCCAGCAUCUGUCACCAUGAUCUCUGAGCUACCAUUCACACUGGAACUCUAUCGCCUCAGGCAAAGCACCCCUUUGGAUUCGACAUCACUAAACUACAGGAACAAACCUCCCCGAGUGUCAAAGAUCGCUAGUGUUCAAAUUGAUAGUACCAGCGGUGGUAGCUGGCACAGAACAUUUGCGUGCAAGAUGGACGAAGUAUUGUCGUUCGAGAUAGCUUGCCAGCCACCCGUGGAUAAGGAGAGCUGCAGGGUCGAAUGGUGGCAGAACAAGAGCCAUCCCGCAUCAGGU